Messenger RNA from Ilex paraguariensis (yerba mate), 309 nucleotides. The record is from the annotation of a GenBank genome assembly. Lineage: Eukaryota; Viridiplantae; Streptophyta; Magnoliopsida; Aquifoliales; Aquifoliaceae.
AUGACAGUUUAUAUUGAAGGAGAAAGAACAAGAGGAGGAAGAAGAAGGCAUAAUACAGCUAGAAUUUCGGUGUUCCUCCUCUGUGUAAUCUUAAUUUUCAUUCAGUUAUGUCCAUCUUGUGCUCAACAAGACAACAUUGGUCGGUCCAUCCGUUUAGCUCCUGCAAGAAAAAGCCAGUUUUUCCACACAGUAUCAAUUCCUGCAGCUUCGCCGACUAAGUUUUCCGGCACAGACGACAAAGAUUCUGACAAGUUGUAUGGAGAUGAUAAGAGAAGAGUUCAUACAGGUCCCAAUCCUCUUCACAACUAA